Molecule: messenger RNA, 1251 nt
Organism: Nothoprocta perdicaria
Lineage: Eukaryota; Metazoa; Chordata; Aves; Tinamiformes; Tinamidae
Gene: GNAT1
Product: G protein subunit alpha transducin 1
Exons: 8
Coding region: 88-1140 (350 amino acids)
Biological process (GO): adenylate cyclase-modulating G protein-coupled receptor signaling pathway
Cellular component (GO): heterotrimeric G-protein complex
Molecular function (GO): GTP binding; GTPase activity; G-protein beta/gamma-subunit complex binding
Source: RefSeq, a predicted model, not a curated record
CUGGAGGCGGCCGGGGGCUGGAACACGCUGCCCAUCCUGGUGCUGACCUCCAAGGAGCGGGUGAGCCGCCGGGCUGCCAGGCCGAGGAUGGGCGCCGGAGCCAGCGCUGAGGAGAAGCACUCCCGGGAGCUUGAGAAGAAGCUCAAGGAAGAUGCGGAGAAGGAUGCGAGGACCGUCAAGCUGCUGCUGCUGGGAGCAGGGGAGUCAGGAAAGAGCACCAUCGUCAAGCAGAUGAAAAUUAUCCACCAGGAUGGUUACUCACUGGAGGAGUGCCUGGAGUUCAUCGCCAUCAUCUACAGCAACACACUGCAGUCCAUGCUGGCUAUUGUGCGGGCCAUGUCCACACUCAACAUACAAUAUGGUGAUUCGGCCCGCCAGGAUGAUGCCCGCAAGCUGCURCACCUCUCAGACACCAUCGAGGAGGGCACAAUGCCCAAAGAGAUGUCAGAUAUCAUUGGACGGCUCUGGAAGGAUACCGGCAUCCAAGCCUGCUUUGAUCGCGCCUCUGAGUACCAGCUCAAUGACUCAGCUGGCUACUACCUGUCAGACCUGGAGCGUCUGGUGACCCCGGGCUACGUCCCCACGGAGCAGGAUGUGCUGCGCUCCCGGGUCAAAACCACGGGUAUUAUCGAGACCCAGUUCUCCUUCAAAGACCUCAACUUCAGGAUGUUCGAUGUGGGAGGCCAGCGUUCCGAGCGGAAGAAGUGGAUCCACUGCUUUGAGGGGGUAACCUGCAUCAUCUUUAUUGCGGCCCUCAGCGCCUACGACAUGGUCCUGGUGGAAGAUGAUGAAGUGAACCGCAUGCAUGAGAGCCUGCACCUCUUCAACAGCAUCUGCAACCACCGUUACUUYGCCACAACCUCCAUUGUUCUCUUCCUCAACAAGAAGGACGUCUUCCUGGAGAAGAUCAAGAAGGCCCACCUCAGCAUCUGCUUCCCUGACUACGAUGGCCCCAACACCUAUGAGGACGCAGGCAACUACAUCAAGCUGCAGUUCCUGGAGCUGAACAUGCGGCGGGAYGUCAAGGAGAUCUACUCCCACAUGACCUGCGCCACUGAUACCGAGAACGUUAAAUUCGUGUUCGACGCUGUCACCGACAUCAUCAUCAAGGAGAACCUCAAGGACUGUGGCCUCUUCUGAGCUCYGGUCCCAGUGCUUCCCUCCCUGGCCCAGGUCCACCUCCUCCCUUGGGCUCCCCGCUUGUCCCCAGUUACCUCCACUUGCCCACAAACCCCAGCAAAGAGUCCUUUG